AUUCGGUUCGGAACGUAAAGGCUUCGGCCAGCCAGCUACAUGUAUUUUAGCUUGCCCCUCUUCUAGUAGUAUUUGAGCAACUUUGCUUGCCAUGGCCUCUAAAAUAAUAUAUGAUCGCGUUUUCUCUGGCAUUCAGCCUUCUGGGAGACCUCACAUUGGCAACUAUCUGGGUGCUUUGCGGAAUUGGGUCCGUUUACAAGAUCAGUCGAAAUCAGCUUUCUACAGUGUGGUUGAUCUGCAUGCGCUGACUGUUCCACAAGAUCCCGUGGCGCUCAAGUCCAGCAUUCAUGAUGUCGCAUGUGUGUUGCUGGCAUGCGGCUUGGACCCCAAGAAGAGCGUCAUAUUCCCCCAGUCUAAGGUACUGGAACAUACCAAUUUAGCAUGGCUGAUAAUGUGCCAUACAUCAUCAACUGGCCUCAAUAGCAUGCCACAGGUCAAGGACAAAGCAAAGGACACGAUUCCGAAGAUGGGCCUCGUUACCUACCCACUCCUCCAAGCUGCUGAUAUUCUCCUCUACAGGGCAAGUCACGUACCAGUCGGGAAAGAUCAACUUCCUCACAUGUUCCUUGCUAAGUCGAUUGUCACAACACUCAACCAUUCGCUACAGACGGAUCUGUUCGUCGAACCGGAGUCGAUUAUUGAGGAGAGUGCAUGUCGAGUUUGUGACUUGAAGGAGCCGGAGAAGAAAAUGAGCAAGUCGGCCCUGAAGGAUAAUGCCUGCUUGUACCUGGACGAUACGGAUGAUGAGAUCUUAACAAAACUCAAGGUGGCCACCACGGAUUGCCAUGGUAUUAAGCUGUCCUAUGAUCCUGAGCUGCGUCCGGGUGUCAGUAACCUUCUGACGUUACAUUCAGCCUUCUCCGGCAUGUCGUAUGAUGAAAUCAUUGCCUCCAGUGAAGGAAAGAACACAAUCCAGUUCAAGAGAGAGGUAGCUGACCACAUCAUAGAGCAUGUGCGCCCAAUCAGACAAAGACUGGAAGCUCUUCGAGCCGAUCAGGGCUACGUCGACCAAAUCGUCACCGAAGGCACUGAAAGAGCUCAGCAAGAAGCGAGCGACAUGUGGUCCAAGGUCCGCACACUGGUCGGCCUGCCAUGAUCUGGACAAGGUGGCUGUAUUAUCAGUUGUCUAUGACUGCAGCUGCUGAUGAUGAUGGUUACUGGAACUGGGUUGCUUGCCCAAGCAUACAAGCAUACCCCAUAGUAUGUUCUGCAUCAACUUGAUGAGGCUCCCUCUACACUGUAUGUGACACUGCAGGUAUCAAUCACAUGCAGCACAGUUGCCCAGCAGAGAAAGUGUGCACAGUUCAGCCCAUUCGAGAAGUCUCUUCUGCUGGAGAAGUCCCUUGCAGCCAUGGCCUGUCGUCGGUACUGCUAAUCUGUUCUACCAUACCGAUCGAUCUUUAUUUUGCAGCUGAGUUCUAUUGCUGCUACAUGGCCCUACGUUUCAGCUGGCUGAUUCUGCCUUGAGCAAUCCACCUACAAAAUUGUAGUCUGUGUGUGCUGUGCACACUCUGGUACUAGGAACUCACAGAUUUGGGACUACAUGUAUGCUGCAUCUUCUGAGAUUCUUUACGCCAUAUCAGAAUCUAA
Molecule: messenger RNA, 1590 nt
Organism: Sycon ciliatum
Lineage: Eukaryota; Metazoa; Porifera; Calcarea; Leucosolenida; Sycettidae
Product: tryptophan--tRNA ligase, mitochondrial-like
Exons: 6
Coding region: 92-1096 (334 amino acids)
Biological process (GO): mitochondrial tryptophanyl-tRNA aminoacylation
Cellular component (GO): mitochondrial matrix; mitochondrion
Molecular function (GO): ATP binding; tryptophan-tRNA ligase activity
Source: RefSeq, a predicted model, not a curated record